This is a messenger RNA of Suhomyces tanzawaensis NRRL Y-17324, 2106 nucleotides long. RefSeq names its product phosphatidate phosphatase. The coding region runs from base 1 to 2106 and encodes 701 amino acids. Gene Ontology annotation, cellular component: actin cortical patch. Lineage: Eukaryota; Fungi; Ascomycota; Pichiomycetes; Serinales; Debaryomycetaceae. Gene Ontology annotation, molecular function: phosphatidate phosphatase activity. The transcript has 2 exons. The record is from RefSeq and is a predicted model, not a curated record.
AUGGUAGCAGGACAGAGAAGUAAUGGAGGGAAGUGGCAGGAACAGGCAGGCUUCACCCUCCCUCAUUCCACGUAUCUCCCCCACCCACCCGUCAAGUUGAGAGGUCGCAGGGUCCCAUUCAUCAAGCUUGCCUCAGCGUUCUUAGCGAAGCGGAUCUUCAAGCGCAAUCCUCCCGCCAAACACUCCAAGUUCAAGCUCGUGGCGGACAUCUACAAGGACUUCAGAUCCCUCAAGAAACUUGCGCCCCCAAACACUGUCGUACACCUCCACAAGAAGCUACGGAAUGCCAGGAUGGCUGAACAGCUUGGAUCAAACCAGCCAGUGUCAAGACGACAACGAUUGUUGGGCUUAGCCAAGGCCACCAGAGAUACCUAUAUUCCACGACUCACGGGCUCAGUGUCUUCUCUAGCCUCGGGAGUAUCCACACGUGCCUUUGGCCAGAGCUCUCCAAGUGAUAUCUACGACGAGAACGGAAACUUGGUGUUUCCAAAAGACACCUCGUUGGCACUCUUUCCCUCGUAUACCAGGUACGAAUCCAACGCCUACCAUGUGGAUGUCAAGGGAUGGCUUUCGUGCCCAGGGUUGAUGACCCGUAAGAACAGAUUGAUCUUGUCAUUAGCAAGACAGAUCACCCGCUACAACAACAAUUCACAAGCCACGGAACAAGUGGUCAACCAGCUAGAAAGCGAGAAAUUGAGCCAGGAUGUGCUAGAGCCUGGCUCAGCUCCCCCAGACUCCGAUAACGAGUCCAUCAGAACGUUCAACUCCAGCUCAUCUGCAGGCACUGACACCUCUCAAUCCCAGGCAAACACAGAGGACUUGAUCAAAGAGAGAUUGGCCUGUUUCAUUGCCAGAUCUAUACCCUACGCUGAGUUGGAGGUGAUUGUGGGUCCAAAGGAUCCCAAAAACCGACAUUUGGUGACCCCCUAUUCAGUAAAAACGGAUGAAAAUGGCCAUUUCGAAAUCUGCUUGCAAGUGGAAUACGAACCAUCGUUCAUCCAUGUCAAAACAGUCACUGAUGAAUCCAUUUUCGCAUACAAAGAUAUCCUACUCAUGCCUAGUGAUGGUUUCGGAAUAAUCAGUGACAUCGACGAUACUAUCAAAUUGACAGGUGUGAUUGGAGACAAGCGAGAGCUCAUGACCAAUUUGUUGCUCAAAGAUGUAUCACUGUGGAAAAUACCGACAGUGAUCAAAUGGUAUUGCGAUCUCACCAAGUCGGGAGUUUCUUUCCAUUACGUCUCCAACUCCCCUUGGCAACUAUUCAGCACCAUCGACCAAUACUUCAAGUCUGCCAAUCUCCCUGCUGGGUCCUUCCACCUAAAGCAAUAUACAGGUAAUAUAAUUGCAUCACUCAUGGAGCCAUCGUCGUCCAGAAAGAAACGGACGUUAAACAAGAUCGUGGGCGACUUUCCAAAGAAAAAGUUCAUCUGUGUUGGUGACUCGGGUGAACACGAUCUUGAGGCUUACGUGGAUUUGGCAGUAGCUAACCCUAAUCAGAUUGUGGCUAUUUAUAUCAGAUAUGUUCCAGAUUCCUUAUCCGAUAUUGAUGACUUAAAAAUUCUCAAAGAAAUUGAUAGGUUAUUGGCAAUCAAGAAAAGAAUGUUAAAGGCAGAGAAGCCUAAACCGAAGGAAGUGGAAGAUUUGAUCGAUAUGACUGAUAUGGUUGCACCAGCACAGUCCCCCAAGAAACUUCCACCAAUGGUACCCAAAAAGCCAAAUACUCUCAAGGGGAAUAAUCUUGAAAGGCAACCAAAUAUGCCAUCAGUUAUGAAAUCACACACUGAUACCGAAUUAUCGUUGAAAAAACACACACAAUCAAGCCCCAAUGGAUAUUUGACAUCUAACGAAAAUACAAUUACGAGAGCAUCCCACAGUAAAGGAGGCUGUUUGGACGAAAUUGAAAACGUGUUACUUACCCAGCAUUACUUUGAUUUGGAAGAAAUGGAUCCGAAAGGAGCUCUGUGGAUUCGGAAAAUUGUCGACUCUAUCCAAGACUUGGAGGGCACCAAUACAGAGUUGAAAUUAUUUAUUGAUGAUGACGCUGAUUUUUUUAUUCAAUCGGGAUCCAUCCUACAAUCACAUAUCGAACAUAAAGACUUAUUGUGA